GAAAGUACAAGCCAAGUUCACCGGGCUGUUAUGUUCUGACUGAACCUCCCUCAUCGCUGCCAUUGUGUGCACCAGCCUGCCCAACGGGCCCAUCUCUCCGGCCUGGCUUUGCCCCUGGGUGCCCCAAAGGUGCACCGGGUGAUGGAGAUGAGGCCCCUGGCCCUCACCCUGACUUUCCUGUGGGCACAGACCUGGCUGAGCCCCUCCCAGGUGCAAUGCCAUGACUCCAGGCCUCUGGGGAUGGCAUCCGACUCUUUUGAUGACCAGUACGUCGGGUGCACGGAGGAAAUGGAGGUAGCUGUGGCUCCGUGGCUGCUGGAGAAGGAAAGAGCCAGACACCCGCUGCUGAACGGGAUGUGGACAAACCUGUCGGCUGUCUGGGUCGAGAAGAAGAAAGGGCUGAGUCUACCUGUGGGCUUUCAGGAUGCGCACGGCAUCGCCAUUCUGGUCUACACCGACUCCUCCAACGACCUGUACAAGAAGCUCCAUUUAACUCGGCAGCUUUACAAAGAGUUCAACGAGGCUGUGGGAGAGGCUGGUAAAUCCCGAGGCACCUACCUGCACACCUUCCCCUUCAAGGCCCUGCACUAUUACCUGAGCAGAGCCUUGCAGCUGCUGCGGGAGGACUGCGGGCGCAUGUACCGCAACCAGCUCUACCGGGGGGUCCGCUCCAUCCGCUUCAAGCUGCACAAGGCAGGCCCGGUCCGGUUCGGACAGUUCACCUCCUCGUCCCUGGACGCCGCGGUCUCGCAGGGCUAUGGCAGCACCACGUUCUUCAUGCUGCGCUCCUGCUUCGGGGCCCACAUCGAGAAGCUCUCCUUCUUGGGCUUUGAGAAGGAGGUGCUGAUCCCCCCCAGCGAGGUGUUCGCCGUGUCCAAAGUCACCCAGCAGGGAGACAGCAGCGUCUUCGUGUUGCACAGCACCAACCGCACCUGCAGCCACUUCAACUGCGCCUACCUGGGUGGGGAGAAAAAAGCCACGUGUGCCAAUGGCCCCGGCCUGAAGGAGCAUGCACAGUGCAACUCCCAGUGGGCACAGCCCUGACGAGCACCAAGCUGUGAAAGAGAGGAGGAGCUCCCAUGAAUGUGAACCCAUUGCACUGAAAAUCUGCCUGGCUCAUGGAGGAGGACGGGGCUCUUUGUGCAGAGCCAAAGUCCAGGUCCAAUCUCCAUUGAUCAAUUCUUGUCCUCUUCUGUGCAGGGUGGCCAGCAGGAAAAUUGCAGGGUGGGGUCAUCCUAGGAAGAGAGGCUGCUCCAAAGAGACGAUGCUUGUCUGGCUUGGGAGAGUCUGCUUUCAAAGACGAAGCUGUGAAUGGCAAUUAAAAUCCCC
Molecule: messenger RNA, 1329 nt
Organism: Alligator sinensis (Chinese alligator)
Lineage: Eukaryota; Metazoa; Chordata; Crocodylia; Alligatoridae
Product: ecto-ADP-ribosyltransferase 5-like
Exons: 5
Coding region: 142-1044 (300 amino acids)
Molecular function (GO): NAD+-protein-arginine ADP-ribosyltransferase activity; NAD+ poly-ADP-ribosyltransferase activity
Source: RefSeq, a predicted model, not a curated record